GCCGUCGUCGAGAAGAGACGUUACGCUCUGGUUUCUCGUUCACGCUACCAUGUGGUGCUUUGUGUGAUCCGCUGUUCAUUACUUCUUUUCUUGUGGUUCGUUUUAACAUCGGAGGGCAGUGCGAGAGGAGUGAUCGGUGUGUCGUGCCGAUGAUUUUGUACAGCUGGCGAAGGUAUUAAGAAAGGCCUGAGUUUUGGGUAGAGCUGCAAAGGGCUCUUGUGGGUGGGCACAGCUUGAUCGGGCGCCGCGCAAUUAAGUUCUACUCGCGCUUUUUGUCCCUUCGCCCAAAUCGAAGCUCUCCCAAGAUAAUGCGAGGUGAACGAGUGUUAAAAACCGAAUAGAGGAAGUUUCGAGGCCCAUCGCAGGUGAUCAGUCUUGGAAAAAAGGAAAGUCUUUGAUAAUUCAGCCAUUCUCAAUCGGGAAGGCCACUAUCAGUAGCGUUAUCUCUCGACGAUGGCCAGUGCAGUGAUGGGCGGCGGUGGAGGCGGCGUGGGCGGCGGCGGCGGAGGGGCGGCCAACGUGGAGGCCCAGCUGGUGGCCCUCCUCGACAAGCUGGAGGGCCUCCGGCAGGACUCCUCGCCCCCCUCGCGCCCCCCGAUGAUCGCCGAGGUGCGGACCCUGGAGCUGUGGCGGGCCGUGAUCGCCGAGUGCCUGGCCACCGUGUUCUACGUGUUCCUGGUGUGCGGCGCCUACAGCCCCUGGACAGGCAAGACGCUCACGCCGGAGGGCCAGCUCACCAUCUCGCUGGUGGCUGGCAUGGCCAUGGCCGUCCUCGUGCACAGCUUCGGACAGGUCUCCGGAGGUCACGUGAACCCAGCCGUGACCGUGGCUCUGGCAGUGACCCGCCGCGUGUCCCCCCUGCGCGCUGCCAUGUUCGUUUUGGCACAGUUGGGAGGUGGCAUUGCCGGUGCUGCGCUUCUGUUCGGGUGA
Penaeus indicus is the source of this 930-nucleotide messenger RNA. RefSeq names its product neurogenic protein big brain-like. Gene Ontology annotation, molecular function: channel activity. The coding region runs from base 454 to 930 and encodes 158 amino acids. The record is from RefSeq and is a predicted model, not a curated record. NCBI's taxonomy places the organism in Eukaryota, Metazoa, Arthropoda, Malacostraca, Decapoda, Penaeidae. Gene Ontology annotation, cellular component: plasma membrane. Gene Ontology annotation, biological process: transmembrane transport. The transcript has 2 exons.